AUGGCCACAAGUCUUUCUCCUUCUCCCUCAAGAACACUCUCCGAGAACAAGUUCAAGGGGAAGGUCUGUGAAGCGGACCGAGAGAAGCUCAAGAAGGCUAUUAACGAGACCAUCGAAUUCUUAGAUGCUACACAAUCCAGUGCCAGUGAAGAAUACUCCGAUAAGCAGAAGGAGCUUGAGAGUUUUUCCAACCCUAUCUUGAUGAAGUUUUACGGAGUCUCUGGAGGUUUCCCUGUCGCAGGUGAGGGUGCUGCCCAUUGCGGCGGCAAGUGCCCUACCGUGGUGGAGGUUGACUAA
Molecule: messenger RNA, 297 nt
Organism: Yarrowia lipolytica CLIB122
Lineage: Eukaryota; Fungi; Ascomycota; Dipodascomycetes; Dipodascales
Source: RefSeq, a predicted model, not a curated record